GGGGGCCCCCCGCCCCCGGGGGGCCCCCCGGGGGGCCCCCGGGGGGCCCCCUGCCCCGGAAGUACAGCGGGAUUUGGUUUGACCCGCAGCAGAACUGCUGGAGGGCCUCGUGGGUUUGCGCGGAAAGCGGAAAGAGAAAGUUCAGAUAUUUUUCUUCUGCGAAGUUUGGGCACGAGAAGGCGCUGCAGUUGGCGGUGGAGACGAAGGAACGCGCGGUGGAACGCAAGAAAGUCAAGGCCCAGCAGCAGCAGCAGCAGCAGCAGCAGCAGCAGCAGCAGCAGCAGCAGCAGCAGCAGGAGGUGGAGGUGCAGCAGGCGGCUGCGCCGCUGCUGCCUGCGGUGAAGCCGGAGCCGGGCCCGCGCGCGGGCGCGGCGGCUGCGGCUGCGCCGCUGCGCCCUGCCGCUGCUGCAGCUCCCGCUGCUGCUGCUGCUGCAGCGCCUGCUGCAGCAGCAGCAGCAGCAGCAGAGCUGCUGCAGCAGGCGCGCGAAGUGCCCAAGGUGCCCGGAGUCUACUACGACGCAGCAAGGAUGAUCUGGAGGGCCUUUUGGCACGAGGGAGGCCGCAGAGUCAUCAGAUACUUCACAGUUAACAAACAUGGCUUCAGAAGGGCCCACCAGUUGGCGCUGCUGACGCGGAAGCGCGCAGCAGAGGCGCUGCAGCAGCGCCGCCGCAGGCUGCUGCAGCACGCUGCUGCUGCUGCUGCAGCGGGGCAGCAGCAGCAGCAGAAAGCGCAGCUUUCCCACGCAGAGGCCCAGUUCGACGCCGCCAACGCCAGGCUCGAACGCGCGCUGCAGCAGAUCCAGCAGAUGGAGGAAAAGGAGGCUGCUGCUGCUGCUGCUGCUGCUGCGGACCCUCCCGCUGCUGCUGCUGCUGCUGCGGCUGCGGCGGGGGCGGGGGCGGGCAGCAGCGGCGGCGGCGCGGAGGCAGGGGCGGGCGCGGCAGGGCCGCCGCAGGGCCCUGCAGACACCGCUGCUGCUGCUGCUGCUGCUGCUGCUGCUGCUGCUGCGGCUGCUGCUGCUGCUGCGGGGGCGGGCGUGCUGCACGCGCCGAUGGCCUGCAAGACUCCGGGCGGCGCGCUCCCCGACGCCGCGGCAGCAGCAGCAGCAGCAGCAGCAGCAGCAGGCCCUGCUGCUGCUGCUGCUGCUGCUGCUGCUGCUCCGUACUACGGAGGCAGCGGGAGAGUGGACUACUUGGAGAGAGUGGCGCAGCUGCCGGUGGAGCCGCAAGUGGAGUGGUCGGAAGCAAUGAAGGCCUGGGUGGUGACAGCAGCAGACGAGGAGGAGGGGCCCCCCGCUGCUGCUGCUGCUGCUGCUGCAGCAGGCAGCAGCAGCAGCAGGGGGGCCCCCGGGGGGCCCCACAGACUCGGACUGCAGCACUGCGGCCGCCCCGUCCUCAAGAUGUUUACUAUUCGCAAAUUUGGGUUUAGAGUGGCGAGAGAAAGGGCCCUGGAGUGGAGGGACAAGAGACGCGGCAAAGCAGCAGCAGCAGCAGCUGCUGCUGCUGCUGCAGCAGACUCUGCAGCAAAGCGAAACCGAAUCGCAAACCCCCAAAACGCGAUGCUGCUGGACCAGGGGGACGUUUCGGGAGCCGCAGCAGCGCAGGCAGCAGCAGCAGCAGCAGCAGCUGCUGCUGCUGCUGCUGUGUCUCCGAGCUACUCGACGAGCACGUGCGCGUCGACGCCGAGCCCGUCGGCGUCUCCGGCUGCUGCUGCAGUGUCUGCUGCAGCAGCAGCAGCGGCAGCAGCGGGUGGGGAGCUGUGGGGCGGGAGCGGGAGCAGCAGCAGGAAGCGGCUGGCUGCUGCUGCUGCUGCUGGCGGCGCGGGCGUGUUGUACGAGGCGUCUGCGGCGUGCGAAGCAGUGCCCGCUGCAGCAGCAGCAGGUAGCAGCAGCAGCAGCAGCAGCAGCAGCGGCCUGGGCGUGGGCGCGUCGCCGCUGUGUGCUGCGGCCAGCAGCAGCAGCAGCAGCAGCAGCAGCAGCAGCGUGGAGGUGAUGCGGAGCGCGGUGUGCCACAUCCUGAAGGACCUGCAGCAGUGCAUAAGCCGGCUGCUGACGUCGGAAGCAGCAGCAGCAGCAGCAGCAGCAGCAGGGGAGGAGCAGCUGGCGCUGGAGGUGCACGGCUGGAGCCGCGCGGUGUACGUACAGCUCGAACUCUUCUCCUCCUUCGCGCGCCUUGCGCAGCAGUCCAGACACCCCGAGGCCGAGGCGCUGCUGUCGGGAAUGCUGCUGCCUUACUUGCGACUUUUCGCGCACUGCAUUCGCUUCAACAAGCUGCCAAGUGAGCUGCCAGAGGGUUAUCAGUUGCUGCUGCUGGAUGCCCUUUGCAUCCUCGGAGCCCCAGACGCUGCUGCGCGCCUGCAGCAGCAGCAGCAGCAGCAGCAGCAGCAGCAGCAGCAGCAGCGGGAGCGGCAGCAGCGCGAGCGGCAGCGGGCGCGCGCGGUGGGCGCGCUGGGCGGCGAGGCGGCGAGGGAGGGGUUGCAGCUAACGGAGGGGGAGCAGCAGGGGCAGCUCGCGCUGCAGCAGCAGCAGCAGCAGCAGACGCAGCCUGCUGCUGCUGCUGCUGCUGCUGCGGCGGCGGCGGCGGCGGCGCCGGAGGCGAACGAACUCGCUGCUGCUGCAGCUAGCUCCGCUGCAGCGCCGCCGCUCGUGGCGCCCCACGCGUGA
Messenger RNA from Eimeria necatrix, 2660 nucleotides. RefSeq lists its product as hypothetical. Gene Ontology annotation, molecular function: DNA-binding transcription factor activity; transcription coregulator activity. The record is from RefSeq and is a predicted model, not a curated record. The annotation marks the transcript as partial. The transcript is spliced from 2 exons. Gene Ontology annotation, cellular component: SWI/SNF complex; nucleus. Gene Ontology annotation, biological process: regulation of transcription by RNA polymerase II. NCBI's taxonomy places the organism in Eukaryota, Apicomplexa, Conoidasida, Eucoccidiorida, Eimeriidae.